AUGAGUGAAACGUCAGGGCAAUUAGAUUUCAAAUCGGUGGCAUAUUUAUUAAGAAACUCAAUAAAAGAGAUAAGACUGCGUUUUGGAAUUUUGCAAAUGGAGUCUCAAGUUGAAAAGUUGGAUAUAACAACGGAUCCAGAGCACCCUUUUGAUAAUGUGAUAAAUUCAUUUUUCCCCAUUGACUCGAUUUUGGAGUUCAAUACUACUACUCGGUUAUCUGAGGAUAGUGGCAGUGGCAGUGGCAGUGGCAGUGGCAAUUUGACGACACACCAAAUCGUGGGUAGGUAUGCUUCAUUUAGCCCCAUUUUGAAUAACGAGUUAAAGUCCAAAUACAGAAUAUUGCCAAGUAAUGCAUGCACCGAGAUUGACUUGAAUGAUUUGCACAAUGAACAAGAGUAUAGACAUAAAGUGUUGAUUGUUUUACGAGGAGAUUGUACGUUUGUGGAUAAGGUAACAAACAUUUUGAACUCGGAAUUGGAUUCAACGGCAAUAAUCAUUGCCAAUAAUGAGCCGUACAAGGGACUAAUUACGAUGUUUUCAAAUGCAUUCAACCAAGACUACUCGUUGGAAACUCCAAUCAUGUUUAUCACUUUUGAGGAUUAUAAACUUCUCAAGCUGUUGGAGAAAGAAAGCUUAGUAUUGAGAAUUACAACCGCGUAUCUUGGCAGUUGGUUCACGCUUUUAAUGUCCAUGGUGUUUUCGCCACCACUAUUAAUUGUUAUUUUCUACUGCUUUAUUGUUUGUGGACAAAAGAUUAAAAAGUUUCAGGUUAGCCGUAAGAAUGCGCAAAUGGUGAGAGAUCUUCCUGUUUAUAUCUACAACAUUGAUCACUUGAUAAAAGAGACAAAUUUUUCAACAUACUUGAAGGCUACAGGUCAAACAAACCAGAUACCCGAAAUUGAGAAUGACAACGCUGCAGCAAUCUAUGAAUCGCCAACAUCUUCUCCAAAUCGAUCCACUACAUCGGUGCAUCAAUUUAUUGUUGGGGGCAUUGAUCUCAAAAACUCAAAAGUACCUUUACAAGUGCUUUUUCUGCCCGAAAAGUUUUUCAAGUCUUACAAGUGCUCUAUUUGCUUGGAAAAAUAUAUUCCUUUAAAGUCAAAAGUCUUGGUUCUAGACUGCAAACAUUUCUUCCAUCAAUAUUGUCUAUCUAAUUGGCUUAUUAACUUUAGAAGAAUAUGUCCAUUGUGCAACUCAAUGUUGCUGCUGCUGCUGCUGGUGCAACAACAACAGUCAAAUUUACUUGCUGGUCAAGAAGAAGAAAAUUAUGGAUCAACUUUAGAUUUAGAAAGAGGAGAUGAGCCACUGGAGAUGUCAUCAGCAACAGAACAAAGAAGAGAGGUAGUAGCAUCCACAUCAAUACCACCACCACCACCACCACCACCAUCCAAUAUAUCCACCAGCAUUUUUAGUCAACAUUUACAAUCAGCACAGAGAGAAUUACUUGGGAAUAUUACUCUUUUACCACCAAGACCGCUAUUGAUAGCUCGGCCACUGACACUACUAAAUCAAUGUAAUGUCAAUUCAAAAUUUGACAGAGAAGAGUUAAGCACGAGUAUCGACUCAGGUAACGGCAAGUAG
This is a messenger RNA of Lodderomyces oxycetoniae, 1581 nucleotides long. RefSeq lists its product as uncharacterized. The coding region runs from base 1 to 1581 and encodes 526 amino acids. Gene Ontology annotation, molecular function: ubiquitin protein ligase activity. Lineage: Eukaryota; Fungi; Ascomycota; Pichiomycetes; Serinales; Debaryomycetaceae. Gene Ontology annotation, biological process: ubiquitin-dependent protein catabolic process. The record is from RefSeq and is a predicted model, not a curated record. The transcript has a single exon.